UUCUCCCGUUAGGAACUACGUCCCAUAAUACGCUGCGAGGCGGACAAGGAGGGCGGGCCGUCCGGUCGUUGCCAGGGGACACCGGUGAGGCUGGCAGUGUUACCGAGGGAUAGAUAUUAACCUGUGAAGAUUGCUGUAUCUUUAUCACCAAAGGGACAAUUUGGGAGAGUCUCUGGCCUGUGGUUCCUGCUUGGAAUUCUGUGAAGCUGGCAGAAAUUAUCAAUGGAACUACAUCAAUGCCCACCCUUUGUAACGCACACAGGAACAGCAAGAGUCAGGGUGCUUGAAUUUGGACAUCCUAGUUUGCUAAAUCCCAGUCCGGUUGUUAAAGAUGAAACUGGUCUCCUUAUUGAAGAAUAUCUUUCACCCUCAAAACUGCGAGCCCUGACUGCGACUGAGGACCUGCAACUGGUGAAAGUUCUGGAGAUGUGCGUGGACACACAGGGUAGCAGUCUAGGAAACUUUGGUGACUAUUUGCCUAAUCUGGUUGAACUAAAGCUGAACGGAAGUUUUAUUACAUCAGUGCGGGACCUUGGAACAUCAUUAACCAACCUCCAGGUGCUCUGGAUGGCUCGCUCCAGACUAACAGACUUGGAUGGAAUUCCUGCUUUCUCUUCUCUAAAGGAACUAUAUGUGGCGUACAACAACAUCUCAGAUGUUAGCCCGGUGAGCAUGCUAGAGCACCUGGAAGUGCUCGACCUGGAAGGGAACAAUAUCAAAGAUAUUGUGCAGAUCCACUACAUAGCUCUAUGCUGCAGGCUGAAUACCCUCACGCUGGAAGGAAACCCUUUGUGCUUUCAACAAAACCCAGGGGCUUCAGAGGGCUCUGCAGAGAGUGGUGCGGACAGACCAGCGCAUUGUGGAGCUUCCCAUGAUUCAGGACAUUUACAAGGACAGGAUUCAAAUGCUAACUACAGGAAGGUAGUCAGAAAGCUAAUUCCACACUUGAAGUAUUUGGACGAUAUUCCUGUGAGUGAGAACUGUACUCGGUUUAACCAUACCGCCAGUGAGGACUGGCUGAUUGUGAAGGAAGCAAUUAAGGAUGGAAUCUCGGCCAAGGACCUUGGAAACCUAGAUGCUGUUGUUGGCCCAGGGAGAUCAGCUUCUUGGCAGCAUCAAACCUCUUCAUCUACGAGACAGUCGACCUGCCAGAGACCCUACAGUGCUGGGAGAGUCUCCACACUGUUACCCACUGGCACCUACAGGAUAGGAGCUGCUGACAACUGGCUUCAAGAUGGUGCCAGUGACCUAACACACGGUACGGGAAGCAUCUUUUGUGGAAAUCCUGUCACAGCUCUCCGUGCAAGAAAGAAGAAACAAGGUUCAUCUUGUACUGGGACAAGCAAUUGGUUCAGUCAUUUUACCCACUCACCAGAACACACAUAUGAUUCUCUGGAAAUCGACAGCAGGACACGAGAAGAUAUUUUUGCAGAGCUAAGGGCCUGGAGAGCAGAACAUCACAGGCACCUCGAAGCUAUUAUUAAGGAACAAGAACCGCAGGUGUUGAAGAUUCAUCACAAUGAUGACAAUGCUGUACAAGACAGUAUCAAUGAGGAGGAGAUGAUGACCAUCAGCUCUAACGAAUGGAGUGACCCAGUUUCACCAGAACCUGCGUACUCAUCGCCUCUCCAUCCUUCACCCCCAACAGGUAUGCCCUCUGACAUGGAAGCUUCACUGGUUACAGCCUUCAAUCAGGCACUGUCUCCCACUCCUCCGUCACCUCAGGAAGCAGUUGCAAACCAACAUAAUGUCCUUGACUUCAGGGUUAGACGCUUGAGGAGAAUCCUCCGUAAAGGAAACAAGCACACGCAGAAAGAGGACAGAAGUUCUGCUCCAUUUGCUGAAGACAGUGCAGCCUCGAAUUUACCCAGUGUUAAAGUGCAAGAUAUGCCUGCUGAGCUGAUGGUGAACUCUGGUAUGGAGAGCCUCAGACCAGUGUCUGGGCUGGCCACAGUUGGAUCACGAGCCACGAGAACACAGGUUGACAAGAGAUCCCAUAAAGUUAUUGCUAACCAUCAGCCAAUAAUACGAUCGUCCACAAGGACACCGGAGCGUCCCCUUGCCUCGAAUGCUGUCCGGCCACUGACUGCACAGGCUGCCUUACAGAGGCUGCCAAAUAGAGCCUUCCUUCUGCCCAGCAAAGGGAGCAACAUCAAACACUGAGGACUGGCAAUCUGCUCCUGUCGAUCUGAAGUGAUGCCGUUCAUUUCAGCUGGGUUGUAACUGAAGCACACAGAGGAGGUGAAGAUCACAGUGAUGGUAUCUCUCCCAAGCCCUUUCAAUGGAACAGAGCCAGUGC
Molecule: messenger RNA, 2299 nt
Organism: Hypanus sabinus (Atlantic stingray)
Lineage: Eukaryota; Metazoa; Chordata; Chondrichthyes; Myliobatiformes; Dasyatidae
Gene: lrrc56
Product: leucine rich repeat containing 56
Exons: 16
Coding region: 223-2163 (646 amino acids)
Molecular function (GO): protein binding
Source: RefSeq, a predicted model, not a curated record